Messenger RNA from Pelobates cultripes (western spadefoot toad), 261 nucleotides. The record is from the annotation of a GenBank genome assembly. NCBI's taxonomy places the organism in Eukaryota, Metazoa, Chordata, Amphibia, Anura, Pelobatidae.
UUCACUAGUUCUGUCUGCUUUGCCGGAGUGGUCCGGUCCCCAUGGAGACGCAUAUCAACAAAUAUGGAGGUGUUUUCUUUAUGUGCAACCAAUCAGGUCUUAGCAUCAGGUUACGUGACGUUACGUGACGUGGCCGGAAAAGCUCUUAGGACUUCUUCUCCAUUUGCUGACAUGAUGAUAGCAUUCGAGCUUCUGCGCAUGCGCACGGGCACCUGGACCACACCAGGCAAUCAGAUGAACGGCAAACAGCUGAUUUGGUGA